Molecule: messenger RNA, 1704 nt
Organism: Morchella sextelata
Lineage: Eukaryota; Fungi; Ascomycota; Pezizomycetes; Pezizales; Morchellaceae
Exons: 3
Coding region: 1-1704 (567 amino acids)
Biological process (GO): protein folding in endoplasmic reticulum
Cellular component (GO): endoplasmic reticulum membrane; endoplasmic reticulum
Molecular function (GO): FAD binding; protein-disulfide reductase activity; thiol oxidase activity
Source: RefSeq, a predicted model, not a curated record
AUGCGGAUCGCCCGCACCUCCCAGCUCCUAGCCGGGGCCGCACUGCUCUCCUCAACCCUCAUCGAGGCCGCCGCCCCGCCACCCAGCGUCUGCAAUAACUCCCCGAGCGAGCUCGUGCCCGACGGCUGCGCCUCCUACGACACCAUCGAGCGCCUCAACAAGAAGCUCAACCCGCUGCUGAAGGAGAUCACCCACGACACUGACUACUUUAGCUACUACCGCCUCGACCUCUUUGGGCGCACGUGCCCCUUCUGGGACGACGAGGGCAUGUGCGGCAACAUUGCCUGCGCCGUGACCACCAUCGACGACGAGAAGGACAUCCCCGAGAUCUGGCGCGCGGAGGAGCUGGGCAAGCUGGCGGGGCCCAAGGCGUCGCAUCCGGUGAGUCGGGAGCCGACGGAGCCGUCGCCGCUGAAGGGCGCGCUGGGCACGGACCGCGAGGAGAGCUGCAUUGUGGAGGAGGAUGAGUGCGAUGAGAGGGACUACUGCGUGCCCGAGGACGAGACGGAGGGCAGCAGGGGCGACUAUGUGUCGCUGAUUGAGAACCCGGAGAGGUUCACGGGGUAUGCGGGGGCCGGCGCGCAGAAUGUCUGGAAGGCGAUAUAUAGGGAGAAUUGCUUCGACAGGCACCCGGAGCUGGAGGAGCCGAAGGGGUCCGCGGGGUUCUCGAAGAGGAACCCGGCGGCGAUGGAGUUUGCGGGGGUGAUGCAGGAGAAGGGGAAGCAUGAGUUUGGGGUUGGGAAGGACGGGAAGCAGAGCCUGGUGGAGCUCGAUGCGGACGAUGAGUGUCUGGAGAAGAGGGUCUUCCAUAGGGUCAUCUCGGGCAUGCAUGCGAGUAUCUCAAUGCAUCUGUGCUGGGACUACUUGAACCAGUCUACGGGUGAGUGGGGCCCCAACUACGAGUGCUUCAUGUCCCGCUUCAAGGGACACCCGGAGCGUGUACAGAACAUCUACUUUAACUACGCCCUCCUUGCCCGCGCCGUCUCGAAGCUCCAGAACUACCUCCAGGACUACACUUUCUGCUCCGGCGACACUUACCAGAGCCGUAUUACCAGGGCUAAGGUCCUCAAGCUUGCCAAGACCGCUGCCUCCGCUGAGCCAAUCUUUGAUGAGUCUCUCAUGUUCCGGGGCGAGGUGGCAGGUCUCAAAGAGGAGUUCCGCAACCGCUUCAGGAACGUCUCCAGGCUCAUGGACUGCGUCGGCUGUGACAAGUGCCGUCUGUGGGGUAAAGUCCAGACGCAAGGAUACGGAACUGCCCUCAAGGUCCUCUUCGAAUUCGACGAAGACGCUGAGCCCGGCGUUAACCCUGUCCUCCGCCGCACCGAGCUCGUUGCGCUCGUCAACACCCUUCACCGUGUAUCCGACUCCCUCGUUGCCCUUGACGCCUUCAAGGCCAUGUGGGACCAGCGCCAGGCCGAGGAGCUGGAAGCGAAGAGAGAGGCGGGUCGCAGAGCGGCUGCGGGGCCUAGAAAGGAGGGGGAGGUUGAGCCGACUAUCAAGGAGCUGUUCGUGGAGGAGGUUAAGGUCGUUUGGAUGACGCUCAUGUUUGUCAUGAGGAGUUGGUACGAGGUGCCGAAGCAUCUGAUGAUCAUUGGACUGUCGGAGGCGAGUCAGCUGUGGGAUCGCGCGAUGGGGCGGGCGCCCAGAGAGGCGUUCUAUAGCUGGAAGGGGGACAACUAUCUUAACCCCAAGAACGAGCUCUAG